AUGGCUCCCGGAGUUCUUUCCAGCUCACCUCCCUCAGAUACGGCAUUUCGCCACCCUGUCGAAGCAGAUGCACGCAGUCAGGUUGACGAGUUCGCCGUGCAAGCGGGUGUACCGAAUUUCCAGGGCUACGAUCACGUUACCUGGUGGGUGGGAAAUGCCAAGCAGGCGGCAUCUUACUAUAACACACUCUUCGGCUUCAAGACCAUUGCCUACAGAGGCCUAGAGACCGGCAGCCGGUACUUCACCUCGUACGUCGUCGAGAACGGCGAUGUCCGCUUCGUCUUCACAUCCCCCAUCCGCUCGUGUGCACAUCUUCCCAAGGACGAGCCCAUCUCCCAGGAGGAGCUCAGUCUUCUGAAGGAAGUACACGCCCAUCUAGAGAGACAUGGCGAUGCUGUGAAGGACGUUUCGUUCGAGGUGGACGAUGUAGACGCCGUCUACAACAGGGCAGUCUCUGGCGGUGCCCAUUCGGUCCAGGAGCCCACGGUGACCCAUGACAAGCAACACGGCUCCGUCAAGACGGCCGUCAUCUGCACAUACGGCGACACGACGCACACCCUCAUCUCCCGUACUUCGUAUACCGGCCCGUUCCUGCCGGGCUUCCGCGCCGCCACGCCCACGCCAUCCUCGGUGGUGGCGCCGCCCACGCGGCUCUCGCGCAUCGACCACUGCGUCGGCAACCAGGACUGGAACGAGAUGGUGCAGGCGUGCGACUUCUACGAGCGGUGCCUGUCGUUCCACCGGUUCUGGAGCGUCGACGACAACGAGAUCAGCACCGAGUUCAGCGCCCUCAGCAGCAUCGUCAUGGCCUCGGGCAACAACCGGGUCAAGAUGCCGAUCAACGAGCCGGCGCCGGGCAAGAAGAAGUCGCAGAUCGAGGAGUACGUCGUCUUCAACGCGGGCGCGGGCGUGCAGCACAUCGCGCUGCUGACGGACGACAUCCUGCACAGCGUGGCGGCGCUGCGCGCGCGCGGCGUCGAGUUCAUCAACGUGCCCGAGACCUACUACGACACGAUGCGGCGGCGCCUGGCCACCGAGAAGCGCAACUGGGAGCUCAAGGAGGACCUCGACGCCAUCCAGCGCCUCAACAUCCUCAUCGACUACGACGAGCAGGGCUACCUGCUGCAGCUCUUCACCAAGCCCCUCAUGGACCGCCCCACCGUCUUCAUCGAGAUCAUCCAGCGCAACGCCUUCGAGGGCUUCGGCGCCGGCAACUUCAAGAGCCUGUUCGAGGCCAUCGAGCGCGAGCAGGCCGAGAGGGGGAACUUGUAA
This is a messenger RNA of Neoarthrinium moseri, 1272 nucleotides long. RefSeq lists its product as uncharacterized. Gene Ontology annotation, biological process: L-tyrosine catabolic process. The transcript has a single exon. The record is from RefSeq and is a predicted model, not a curated record. NCBI's taxonomy places the organism in Eukaryota, Fungi, Ascomycota, Sordariomycetes, Amphisphaeriales, Apiosporaceae. Gene Ontology annotation, molecular function: 4-hydroxyphenylpyruvate dioxygenase activity. Bases 1 to 1272 code for a protein of 423 amino acids.